Messenger RNA from Cylas formicarius (sweet potato weevil), 6856 nucleotides. It is a transcript of the gene Root, whose product is annotated as rootletin. NCBI's taxonomy places the organism in Eukaryota, Metazoa, Arthropoda, Insecta, Coleoptera, Brentidae. The transcript is spliced from 22 exons. The record is from RefSeq and is a predicted model, not a curated record. The coding region runs from base 473 to 6523 and encodes 2016 amino acids.
CAAUAAUUAUAAUAAUAAUACAAAUCUGCUUUAAUUCCGAAUUGAUGUAUUCAAAAAACAAUAUCUCAUUAUUAAAAAUUAAAUUUUAAACUAAUACAAAAAUCAUUAUAGUUAAAAUCAAAAAUGGAGAUUUAAAAGCAAAAAGAAAAAAAAAUUGUAUCCAAGCUCGUACUACAUUAAAAAACUGAAUUAUAUUAGCGGUUUACUUUUUGAAAUAAUUGUUUGUUGUACAGGAUGUCCCAUAAUUUAACCGCCACAAAGGUACAUGUGAUACUAGAAAUGAAAGACGAUAAAUUUAUGUUUCUUGGAGUUUCUUUUUUCCAUCUUUAUCCGCUUAACCAAUUCACCAAUAACAAAUCUUAUUUUAUUGAUUUUGACAUCAUCAUGCUCUUUAUUAUUAUUAUUAUUGUCUUGAAAUUUUCGCACAAUCCACCAGCGAUGCUGGAUCCGCCCAUCGACGCGAUCCAUAGGCAUGGGCACGCUGCGCCACCUGCCGGCGCGCUCGCGCAACCCCGUCUAUCUUUCCGCCGCGACGACCGCCCUUAUUAUACCGCGAACCGACGACCGCGACGCUUCCGACGACGCUGUCGUGCCGCCGCCGCGUCCACCGCCUCCAGCAGCUGGGGCCUUACUUGGUAUCGAGUCGUCAGCGUCAGACAUGCCGAGGGGACCGGCCAAAAAGGUUGAGCUGGGCAAAAUGGAGAAGAGGAGACCGCCGAUAUUUAGGCCAAAGUCCAGGACUGAUUCGAGUACGGCAAGCGGCAGUAGGGGAGAAAGCAGUCGGCUACGUGGAGACGGCGGCGGAAGCAGCGACGAAGACGGUUCGCGGCAAAACAUCGACCUCAGGCAACGCCUUCAGGAAGAAGCUUCCCUGUAUCGCAGAAGGUUGGACACCUACAGGCAAGCUCAGCAAAACCAGGCCGCUCUUGUCAGUCGGUUACAAGCCAAAGUGCUGCAAUACAAGCAGAGAUGCGCCGAACUAGAAGCUCAGAUGGAUGAGUAUGCAGAUCAACCGUCUUCCUUGAGACUUACGCCGUACCAGCCUAUGGUGUCGACAGCGCAGCCGGGUUCUGCAUUAGAACAGGCGCAGCAGCACUUGAGAGAAAUCAAAGAAGAAAGAAUUACCGACCUCGAUACGGCACUUCAAAGACUGCAAGAAGAACGUAAAAAGUCUGAUAAACUCAUGCAAUUAAAUAAAUCCUUACGCGACCAACUAGAAGAAUCACACAGCACAAACGAAACACUCACUGCCGAUCUACAAAAACUAAGCAACGAUUGGGAAACGCUACGGGAAGAGAUGCUCCUCAAGGAAGAAGAGUGGAAGGACGAAGAGCAAGCGUUCAACGAGUACUACAGCACGGAACACGAUAGACUGUUAACGUUGUGGAGGAACGUGGUGGCGGUCAAAAGACUAUUCACGGACAUGCAAUCAAAUACAGUUCGCGAUCUCAACAAAAUCAAAUCAGAUGUAUCCGAUGCUAGCAGGGAGAUGUCGAUGGCGUAUUCUAGAAUGGACGCAAACGUUUUCACCGACAGAUUAAUGAAGGGUGCCAGCAAGCACGACUCCAAACUGAGUGAAACUUUGCAGAAUCUACAAUCAGAAAUAGAAACAUUAAAAGUUCAAAGGGGAAAUAUGGAAUCGGAAUUGUUGCAGAAGGAGGAGAAAAUACAGCAACUUCUGCACGAAGUCCGCGGUUUGGAAGAAAAGUGCAUAGAAUCGGACCAAGCUUCUAGCCAGAUUAUGAGAAUGCAAGAAGAAAUUGAUCUCCUCCAAGAGGCCCUGCGCGAUAUUGCCCAUGCCUUAAUACAAGACGCAGACACUAAGGUGCCAGAAACGUUGCAGCCAGGGCACAUUCACCUUACGACGGCUACUUCUAUACCCAAAAAGUCGCCGAAAAGGACGCCCAGGGGUGUCAGUUCCAGCGCUGCCUUUGCCGAAAGCACUAUAUCAGCGGUACAAGCAGCGCUACACAAAUAUCAAUCUUACAUUCAUGAACUACAAGUCAAGCUCCAAGGGACAAAGGAGCAACUUUUGUUAGUUCGGAAACAGCUCGAGAAUUCAGAAGAUAACUCGGCGGUUCUUGAAAAAAGAAACAAAGAGCUAGUGGCACAGCUGGACGCUUGCCGAACGCAAUGUUCGAAGCUCGUCCAAGAGCGCGAGUGUUUGCAAAAGUCAAUCGAUGCUUUAAAGAUUGACAAGACUCAGUUAGAUAGAAACAGGAUAGAUCUUAACUCGUCGAUGGAAUCGCUUCGACUAGAUCAAGAGAAGCUUCAGAAAAUCAAUAACAAACUGAACAAGGACCUGGAUGCGGCGCACCAGGAAAAAAAUUAUUUCCAAAGUGAAAUAGAGAGACUCAAUCAGGAGGCGGAUUUGAGAGAGCAUUCUUUAAGAGGCGAAGAGGAUAGAUGCAGCCGGUUGAGAGAAGAGCUGUUGACCGUACGGGAAGAUCUCAAUAAGUUAUACUUAACCAAUGAUAUGUUGGAGCAACAGAAACUCGAAGCAGAGUCUGUAAUAGCGGAUUUAGAAAAGACGAAAAUGGAUUAUGAAAUGCAACUGGACAAAAUAAUGAACGAGAGUUCUAACGUGCACGAUUCGCUGGUAAAGAAACAAACCAUGGCCAGCAAUCUCGAGCAAGACAAAAAAAAGCUACAAGACGAUUUGAAACGGCUGGAGGAUGAGAAACUAGCGCUGCAGAUGCAAUGUAAUGAUCAGCAAAAUGACAUUCAGUCAAUGAGGAAGGAACUGCUCCAGGCGGAGCAAUACAAACUCGAUCUGGAAUCGGAUAAGAUGUCGCUAUCGGAAAAGUGCAAAUUUCUGGAAAUGGAAAAAGAAAAAAUUGAAAUGGAGCUGACUCAAGUCACUCGAGAGAGAAACGAUUUGAGCAAUCAAUUAACGGUGCUGGGUAGAAAGAAAGAUGCUGUACACGAUGAUUUGGUGAGGUGCAAACAGAAGUUGGAGCAAGCUACUGAGACCAAUGGGCGAAUUAACAGAACCCUAGAGGAUUUAGUCAAAGAAUGCGAGGAAAAACAGUGUACAAUCGACGCAAUGGAUAAAGAAAUACAGCAUCUUCAAGAGCUGUUCGCGGGAUUAAGGUCGGAAAAAGAAGCUUUGGAGGCUGUAUUAUUCGACACGCAAACUCACCUGGAAGCGUCGGACGAAAAGAAGAUCCAGCUGGAAAAGGAAAUAGGCGAUUUAUGCGUAAAACAGGAACAGCUAAAGUGUCAAGUCUCCAAGCUAACCAAAGAUCUAGAAAAGUCCGAGAGAAGAUGCGUCGAAAUCAAAACGAAUUUGAGCCAACAAGCGGGCAGCAAGGAGGCAGAAUUCAAGCAAGCAUUGGAGAAGUUGCGACAGCAGAACGACGAGAGCGUGACCAAACUGACGCAAGAACGGGAGAAAAUUAGAACGUCGCUGGAGAAGAGACUGCAACAGUCGAUUAACGACUUGACCAACGAGAAGAAUUUAGAGGCGCAGCAGCUCAUGGAUAAAAUUGAAGCCCUCCAGAAUCACAUCGAUAAUUUGUGUCAGCAGCACGAAGAACUGAUGCUAAGAGCGGAAAAUGACAAACAACAAGCUCUGCUUAUAGCCCACCACGAUCAUCAAGCAGUUCACGACAGAUUGGAGGCGGUCCGGAGAGAGCUCGAAGAGGAGAGAGAAAACCACGAGAGGUUGAAGAGGGACGCGAUCGGACGAGCCGAGCAAGAUCGCAUUAGUAGCAAUCAACUGAGAGACGAAUUGAACAAACUCAAGACUCGGCUCGAAGAAGCACACGACAAACACGAAGAAGAAAGAACGUCGUUGCAGCACAGAAUCGAAGAGGUGAGGACAGAGAGGGACAACGCGCAGAACGAGGUGGAAAACUUCAAAGUACAACUGCGUCUGUGUGAAGAUAAAGGAGAAAGUGUUAACUCGCAACUUCAGGAGACUAUAAGACGGCUCAAGGAAGCCGAAAACAAUUCCGAAUGCCAAAGAAAAGAGCUGACCGACCUGCGCAGGUUACUAACGGACAGCAAUUUUGAAAAAGAAAAAUAUCACAAUACGAACAAAGAAUUGCGGGAUCAUGUCAAAAGGGCAGAGAGUGAGAAACGCGAGCAAUCCCGGCAGAUAGAAGAGAGCUAUCAAAGGAUAACGAACUUGGAAGAUCUGAAAGCUUCGCUAGAAAAUGAACGCGCGCGGCUUCAAAAUCAAAUUCGGGACCUAGAAAAGGACCAGCUGCAAACCGAGCACAAGGUGCAAACCGUACAAGAGGAACUGCAACGCACUCAAGCGGCCGGCACUCAGAGGGAAGCGGAAGAGAAAGAACUUCAGGCGAGACUAUUAAAUGAAAUCGAAGAACGCGAAAGAAGUCAUCAGGAAGUGCACCAACUUAGAAAACAAAUGUCCGAAUUGGAACGCAAUCUCGAACACACAAGACAAGAAUUGAACAGAACGAGGUCGCAUAGCGCUCACUUGGAAGAGCAAUGGCACGCCAAGGAGCAGGACCUUCUGAUCCAUUUAGAGGACCAUAGAGUCAAAGAAAAACGAUUGGAAGAUCAGAAACACAAUUUGGAAGUUUGUCUCGUGGACGCCACGCAGCAGAUCCAGGAAAUAAAGGCUAAAUUAGGAGGCGCAGAAGGGAGGGUGCGAGCUUUGGAGACGCAACUAGCGCAACUCGAAGCGUCCAAACGGGACGUGGAGCAAAAACUAUUGAGCGUAGUUUCAACAUUGAGGCGUAUCGCUGGUAUUCAGCUGGAUGGCUCGGUAUCGCCCGCCGGAAGGAUAUUGAGUCCGUCUAGACGAUGGAGUCCGGCCCGAGGUGGUCACGACGACGUGAAAGACGGCGCGAUCGCAAUCGACCCAGAAUUAGUAAGGAAAGGAGUAAGGAGUCUUAUGCAUCAAGUGGCACAAGUGGAAAGGGAAAGGGAUGACUGUAAAAUGCAAAUAAGUGCAAUGAAGAAGCAGCUACAGGAGACUCAAGACAACCAAAGUAAGGGCGACCACAAACUGAACAAGGUGUUACAAAGCUUAAGACAGUUACAAGACGAGAAGAGUGCAUUGGAAACAAGCUUGGGACAAAGGAACGUAGAGAUUAAGACUCAGUCGGAGGCGCUACAAAAGAAAUCGGAUGAAGUGUCUCGCAUGAGAGAGAAAAUAGUGGCGCUCGAGUUGUCGCUCAGUGGAGGAAACGACCAGAGGUUGCAAUACGAGGAUAAAAUUGAGAAGCUCAAGGCGGCUUUAGCCAAGUCAGAAAUGGAUAAACGGGGAUUACAAGAGGAGUUAUCUAGGGCGGAGAACAGAUCGACUAAAUUGGAAUUACAGAAAAUGUCCGCAGAAGGCGAUUUGCAACGAUUGCAGAUGAUGCUGCAAGAAAAAGACGGAUCAAUUCAGAAAUUGCAAGAGAAAUGCGAAAUUCAGGGUAGAACGGUGUCUAGCUUGGAAGAACGAUGCGUCUCGCUGAAGUCCACCAUUGAGCAACUGAACUGUUCGCUUGAGAAAGCAUCCCAAAGCGAGAGCGAGAUGAAGUCGGAAAUUCAACGCUUGCAGAGGAGCCUGGCGGAGAAAUCUUCCAGCUUCCAGUCGGAAUCCGAGAGACUGAAGCAAAUGCAAAAAGCACUCGCUAACAGCGAGAAUGAGAAACGCAUACUGCAAGAGAAGAUAGAGGGUACUCAUCACAACCUGGCCGAGCUGAGGAGGACCAAUCAGAUUCUGCAGGAUCAAGUGUCCAGGCUAAAUAACGAGCUGGCGAACAAUGAAGUGCAAAAAUCGGCGCUUGAAUCUCAAUUAAGACUCGCCCAAUGGCCUUCGGACACUCAAAUCAAUUCCCAUCAGGAAGAGGAGUUGAGAAUGCAGCUGCAUUCGAUCAGUCGUGAGAGGAACGAGCUGAAAGGAAAAGUAGACUCGAUGAGCAGUAAGUUGAGACAGUUAGAGGCAGAAAAUCGUAACCUGGAGAGGCUGGCGUCCAAGGUAUCAUCCCGUGCCAAAUCCUACGAGCUGCCCGAGAAGUACGAAAGUGAUAUUUCCUCUAGCGAAAUUAACAAAUACGAACAAGAAAACAGAGACCUGAGAUUAAAAAUUUCUCGAUUGGAGUCAGAGCUGGCAGAAAAAGAAGCCGAAGUCGCCCGAUUGAGGAAUCAAAAGCCCAGCUUGGACACCACAUUCGACAGGGCGGAAGUCGAGAGAUAUAGAGCCGCCCAACUUCAGGCCGAACGUCUAUUAGAAGCCAGGGAGCAAAGUCACAGGCAACAAAUCUCCAGAUUGGAGAACCAAGUGAAAAUGCUGCGGGAACAGUUGAACGAGGAAAUCAAACGUCGUCAGCAAUACGUGCUAAGAAGUACAAAAGCUGGCAGGGAAAUGCAGCAACUGCGUCAAGCUUUGGGUGACUCGUUGCGCACAGUAUCACAAGAUCCGUCGGUAGAUGCACUGCUACUGGAACAUGAAGCUAGGAAACUAGAUAGCACGCUGGCUGCCACAGCUAGUUUGCCGCCGGCCUUAGGUUUACCGACAUCGUCGUCGUACCGGCGCUCUAUGACGCCACAACCCAAAUAACUUUUGUAGUGAUUAGGACGCGAUGGUGGCAACUAACCAAUCGCUGUAGGGAGAUGGAGGCACGUUUUCUUUGAGCCAAAGAUAUUGUAGGCGCCGUAUAGGAGGAUGCUAAGGGGAGACAGUAAAUUGAUCUUUCGACACUGCCAUUUUGCACUGGUUGGACACGAGUUGUCUUUUAUUUUCCGUUUGUUUUAGGAUAUAAAGUUUCAACCUUUUCCGCGACUUUUUUACGAAAUCUUAGUAAAUAGAUACAACGUACUUAUUAGAAAUCUAUCCGUCCAUUUUUAAACCUUUAACCGCAAUAAACAAAAUACUUACAACAUUGGGAAUUUU